AGACAAGCACCUGCACGCAUCCAACGGCUCGAUAGGCAAACGCAGCAGCCUCAAGAAGAAGCGCGGCGCUGUGGACAGGACUGACCAGAUUGUGUUCGAUGGCAAACAUGUGCUGGAGCAACUGCACGGGGCAGGCAUCAUCGAUAUCGUACGGAUAUCACAGGCAGGCUAUCCCUACAG
This is a messenger RNA of Sphaeroforma arctica JP610, 180 nucleotides long. RefSeq lists its product as hypothetical. The record is from RefSeq and is a predicted model, not a curated record. The annotation marks the transcript as partial. The transcript has a single exon. NCBI's taxonomy places the organism in Eukaryota, Ichthyosporea, Ichthyophonida.